UCCUGGCGGCUGACUCGAAAUUGUGCAGACAACAUGGCGGCCCCCGUGAGGGCAUUGUGCUGCUCAGCGCUGAGGUGCUCGACGAGACGGUUCAGCACCACCUGUGGAGUCCAGGCUGGAGAGAAGUGGAGGAAGGAACAUGGACUUGCUAGAAGUGGCACCGAAUAUGGACCUCUGACAGAUCUGCCUGAUUGGUCUUUUGCAGACGGACGGCCAGCACCUCCAAUGAAGGGCCAGCUGAGGAGGCGGCAAGAGAGAGAAGCUUUAGCUAGACGUAUCGUGAUGCUGAACUCGGAGGUGGACAGAGGAGUAGAGGCGUGGAGGGAGAAACAGGAAGAGGCCAAAAGAAUGGAGGAGCACAAAAAGUCUCUUUUACUGAAACCUAAAGGGAAGCUACUAAUGAAGAAGAAAUCUCAAAGUUAGAAGCUGAUUAUCCUUAUUUUGAUCAAUCUGUUGAUAUUCAGGCUUAUGGGUAUAUUUAUGAUGUGAACCUAUGGGUUUUCUCCUGCUCUGCCGUUUCUGUUUUUCUCUGUUCAUGCAAUAAAUGUUUCUGCUUUAUACUC
This is a messenger RNA of Archocentrus centrarchus (flier cichlid), 563 nucleotides long. RefSeq names its product mitochondrial ribosomal protein L52 (gene mrpl52). Gene Ontology annotation, biological process: mitochondrial translation. NCBI's taxonomy places the organism in Eukaryota, Metazoa, Chordata, Actinopteri, Cichliformes, Cichlidae. Gene Ontology annotation, cellular component: mitochondrial large ribosomal subunit. The transcript has 5 exons. Bases 34 to 423 code for a protein of 129 amino acids. The record is from RefSeq and is a predicted model, not a curated record. Gene Ontology annotation, molecular function: structural constituent of ribosome.